Capsicum annuum is the source of this 1564-nucleotide messenger RNA. RefSeq lists its product as uncharacterized. Lineage: Eukaryota; Viridiplantae; Streptophyta; Magnoliopsida; Solanales; Solanaceae. The coding region runs from base 181 to 1134 and encodes 317 amino acids. The transcript has 2 exons. The record is from RefSeq and is a predicted model, not a curated record.
GGGACUCUUAACCGUGGAAUUGCUAUAAGUGAUGCCAACCUCCAACUCACAAAUAGAUUCAACCAAUUCCUCAAGAUCUAUCUUCAUUUCUUCUACAACUUUUUUAAAAUAUUCGCAAUUUUAAUUCACCGACAAGGGAAGGUAAAAUAAAAGUGACAUGGAAAACUACUACAUAUUAUUAUGCAUGUAAAUCAUGAAAAUCUUUAUUUUGUUUGGAGGAUUGCCGAAAGAUUGGUCAAGUGCAGUGUCCCAUUUACAUCGAAAUUUCAGGUAUCAAAUUUAGCAACACAAAAAAUGCAGAGACGUCGUCCAUUAUACACUUGUAUCGCUUCAAUCUUUGAAAUAAUCCACAUUGCCUGCAGAAAAAUAGAGGAUUUUAAUGGACCUAUUGGAUCAUUAAUAAAUAAAAUAGCUGUACGUAUGAAGCAUAUAAUGCCAAUUUUAUACGCCAUGGAGUUUCAAUGGUUAUCAGUCCUCUCUUUCGUAGACAAUUGUGCACUUACUUCAGAAAUUGUGAUAGAAAAGUUGUUUCCACCGUCGUCCAGAUUGUUUGAUAAGAUCGAUGAGCUAGCUUGCGUAGCAGAAUGCCUACCAGGAAAAUUUCAUGAUACCAUAGAAAAGCUGCCUAUGAUUAUUCAUCAAGUUCCAUUUCUUGAUUGGGCACUGGCUCAACUUAUUGCUAGGUUGAAUUUCUGGAUUUCGUGUUUGACUAGUUGGGGGUCAAAGAAUGCUAGAGAAAAAGAGAUAACGAUUGAUAUGUAUCACAGUGAUCAAGAUCUCGAAGAAGAAUCAACAGUAAAAGACGUCAAGCAUUUCAGCCAAUUUCCUAACUUUGAUGCGUCACAAGAACAAUUCAUGGAAAAUGAAAAAUCAGAAUGUGGGGUGGGUGAGAAAAAGGUUCUUCGAUCAGAAAUUCAACCCAUUGAAGAAGCAAUAAGCCCUGCAUGCUCAUCAACUUGUGAUCCAUUCGAGGAUGCGGUUUCAUCUCCAUUAUUUGAUUCCCAUGAAGAUGUAAUUAUCAAACCAAUUGAAACUGAAGCGACUUAUAAUGUCAAUCUUUGCAAGUAUAGCUACAAGGAGAUGCUAGAGAAAAUGUCUGGGGAAAAGAAAGAGGAGAAUUUGAGCAUAGUUUAGUAAAUGAAAAUGUAAUAACAUGAAAGUAGCAGCAUCGAGCAGUAAAGGGGACAGAUGGAAGAUCCGAAAUUGCAUCUUUCUAUCACAAAGCUGGCACAUGCAUGAAAUGAAUGAAUAUUGCAGAGACAAUCUCAUUUCGGUUUCAGUUGCAUAGACAUGCAUAAUGAAGAAGAAAUAUAUUGUAAGCCAAGUCAAUUUUGAAGUAGAAAAGGCUUGUUCACUUGAGUGAUUAUGAUAAAGGUAGUCGUCUAGUUAAUAAUUCUCACUUGCAUCAUCAAGUUAGGAUUAAAAGUUUCCUCUUUAGUAAAGAAGAUAGAAGUAAAGAUGGGUGAUUCUAUUCUUUCUUUAAAUUAGACAAUAUCUUUGAAUGCGAGGAAUAUAGUUUCUGUCAGGUUCUUACAUUCCAUCCAAAAAAAGUGGAGACCAUUAA